Messenger RNA from Poeciliopsis prolifica (blackstripe livebearer), 3968 nucleotides. It is a transcript of the gene cald1a, whose product is annotated as caldesmon 1a. Gene Ontology annotation, cellular component: actin cytoskeleton. The coding region runs from base 250 to 2010 and encodes 586 amino acids. The record is from RefSeq and is a predicted model, not a curated record. Gene Ontology annotation, biological process: angiogenesis; muscle contraction; actin filament bundle assembly. Gene Ontology annotation, molecular function: actin binding; myosin binding; calmodulin binding. NCBI's taxonomy places the organism in Eukaryota, Metazoa, Chordata, Actinopteri, Cyprinodontiformes, Poeciliidae. The transcript has 17 exons.
UUUGCUUUUUUCUCUCAAAUGAUUCCAGCUUUGGGAGACGUUGCUUUGCAUUUUUGCUCGGACAAACCGUUACAAGUUGCUGGUAUGGUGUGAGGGACAAAAACAAAAGAUAUUGGAGGCCAAUUCAAGAACAAUAGCUGGAGCAGAACCACGUUUGAGACACUGACUGGAGCUGUGGCCCCCUGCUGGCGAGGUUUUUAUACGUCUUUUUUUCUUUUUCCAGUGGUGCCAGAAAAUGAGAGCACCGUCAUGGAGGACAUGGACUUUGAGCGGCGCCGGGAGCUGAGGAGGCAGAAGCGGGAGGAGAUGCGCCUGGAGGCUGAACGCAUGCUCAGGAACGAUGACGACGAGGAAGAGGCCGCCCGGGAGAGAAGGCGCAGGGCGCGUCAGGAGAGGCUGAGGAACCGGGAGAGCGAGGAGCCCAGCAGCCAGCCGGACGGCGCUGUCAUGACCAACAGCCACAGCGUGACAGAGUCCGUCUCUGUGAGCAGCUCCUACGGCGGCAGCGGGGACGACGAGGAGCAGGCCUUGCAGGAGCGCAUGGCCAAGCGCGAGGAGAGGCGGCAAAGGCGCAUGAAGGAGGCGCUGGAGAGGCAGAAGCAACUGGAGCCCGCCGGCGACGGCGUCGGCCCGGAGAAGAACAGCACAGAGGAGGAACGGCCCUCCUGGCGCAGACGCUGUUACCGUGACACCGUGGAGGACGAGGAGAAGACUGAGAGCAGCAGCUCGAGGCGGGAGGAAAAAGAGCGAGAAGAACCGAGAGAGGACGAAGAGGAUCCUGCUCCUGAGAGAGAGGAGGAAGAAGCAGAGGAGGAGGAGGAGGAGAAGGAGAAAGUUGAAGUUGUGGAAACCAAACCAAGGUCUAAUCUGAGAGAACAGGCAUCAGCAGAGGAGACUGUAAUGCAACACAAGGAUCUCAUUGAAGACGAAAACCAUUCGGUAGUCAGUGAGAGUUCAAGUCAGGCCAAGUCAGCAAACUCCGAGGCUGAGGAGGAUUCAGUAGCAUCAGGGGAGGCUGAAGAGCAGGUGAACGAGAGGGAAGAAUCUGAGGAGGAUCAGAGGAAGCAUAACGGAGGACUGCAUGAUGAGGCGGCUUCCAAACAGCACAGGAAACCUGAGAGGACCCUCAGCCGCGGCAGCGUCCGUUCCCCCGAGGUGUCCGCCGGCGACGAGCAGGACGACGACGCCCGCCUGGAGGCAGAGCGCAAGCUGGAGGAGCUGAAGCGCCGGCGCGAUGACGCAGAGAGCGAGGAGUUCGAGAGAAUGAGGCAGAAGCAGCAGGAGGCCGAAGCCGAGCUGGAGGAGCUGAAGAGGAAACGGGAGGACAGGAGGAAGAUUCUGGAGGAGGAGGAGAGGCAACGGAAGCAGGAGGAGGCGGAACGGAAAGCCAGAGAGGAGGAGGAGAAGAGGAAGAUGAAAGAGGAGAUUGAAAGAAGACGGGCCGAGGCUGCGGAGAAGAGGCAGAAGGUGGACGACACUGUGGACGGGGAGGGGAAACCAUUCAAGUGCGUUAGUCCUCGAGGCUCUUCUCUCAAGAUUGGAGAAAGAGCAGAAUUUCUGAACAAGUCAGCACAGAAGAGCUCUGUGAAGGCGUCUCAUUCUCCUGUGGUGUCCAAGAUAGACAACCGGCUGGAGCAGUACACCUCAGCUGCUCAGCGAGAGAACAAGGAGUCCAAAUCCCCUCGCUCCACCGUGUUGGAUCUUCCCAUGGUCACUGACGUACGAAACAUUAAGAGCAUGUGGGAGAAAGGGAAUGUGUUCAGCUCACCCGGAAGUGCUGGGAGCACUUUUAAGGAAGCAGCUGUUAUAAAGACGGGCGUGGCAGGCCGCAUCAACGACUGGCUGAAUAAAACCCCAGAGAGCGGCAAGACGUCAGGAGGAAGGCCAACGGACCUGAAACCCGUUGAUGUCACCAACAAGAGGAGUCUAUGGGAAAACAAAGGCGCCACUCCGACAAAGAUGGCAGGCAGAGGAGAGACCAAAUCAGUCGCUAACGGUAUGGGCCACUAAUGUCUUAAAGGAGCCACUGACGCUGGGGACCACGACAAUCCAAGAUUCUACCUUUCGAACAAUUUUUUUUUUUUUCCCUAAGAACCAAAUAAUGACCAGAUCCCUCCGAGGAAUGACGCUGAAACUCCUCCUGCGUUUUUGCCAAGUGUAGUACUUUUUGCACGAUGGGUUAGGUUAUGAAAAUACAGGAGGAAAGAGAAAAAAAAAAAAAAACACGCUGUGAAAUUUGGACAUUUUAGACCCGAAUGAGUUCCCAAUCAGAUUUUUACAUUCCUCCACUUUUUAAGUUCACCCGUUCCAAAUAGACGAGUGAAACCUGAUCUCUCCUCCUCUUACAGAUCACUUUCCAUCUCUCCUUAAUUGUUUUCUGUUUUUUUCUUUUUUUAAUUUAUAUUUAAAGAGACGGCUUCACACAUCGCUAUUUAUACUCAGCAGCCACCUGUUCAGGAUAGAAAUGUAAGCACUUCUAGAUUUUAGCAGAUUUCACUUGUAUUAAUUAUGUCUUAACAAUAGCAGAGGAAAGGUCUGAGUAACAUAAGUUAGCACAUGUGACGUUUUGAGUAUCAUUGUAUCAUGUAUAACAUCUCUAUGCUCAUAGAAGGUAUUUUUUGCUUUUAUUUUUAAUUUACGAUGGAAAACUCUUCACCUACAAGACGGUAAUUGUAAAGGUGAAAGGAGUGCUGAAUAUUCAGAAGGCCAUUAUGACUUAUAUUAUCCUUUAUGUCAUUUUAAUUUAAGUUUUAAUGUGGUUUAUCUAUCUGGCUGUUGUUGUUUUUUUAAGGCUUUUGUUGAUCACUUUAUACAGCACUGGGAAAAGGGUUUGCCUCCUUACUGGUUUCUCCUAUUUUUGUUAUUGUUGUUGUCCCACUUAAAUUCCUUACAUAAAAGACAAAUUUAAUAUCAGACAAAGAUAACCUAAAUAAAGUUACAAGAUGAAUUUUCCAAACAGUGAUUUUAUUUUUUAUUUCAUUUGGAGUAAAAAAUCUUACCCAAACCCAUUUGUCCCUAUGGAAACACGUAAUUUUCCAAUUUUUCCCCUCAACAAAAUAAAUCAUCAUUUGAAAACUCCUGUUUUUUAAAAUGUACUCAGGUUAUCAUUGAUAUUAAAACGUUUAAGUGCGACAAAGAGAGUAAAAAAAAAAAAAAAAAAGAGUAAGUCUCUAAGGGGGGAAAUCCGUUACCUCAGUGCUGUGAAAAAAAUAAUAAAAAAAAAUCUUCCUACAUUCCUGUGUGAGAUGCUCGUGGUGCCUUUGCUGCUUUGAAGCUGUGCUACGUACGGAAAACCAAGUUUUGUAUUCUGUCUGUCACAGUAAUCUCUUCCACGCCUCUUCUGCUCGAGCAAUUGUACCGAGUUCGCAGUUUAAGGAUAUUUACCACUAUGUAGAAACUCUCGCCUUACGAUUGCAACGAGAACGUCUCCGCCGCAACAGGAGAUGAAAGAAUCGCAACAAAGAUUCUGUGAUUAUUUUUUGAAAUUUUUCUCUGACAUGUUGUCGUGUUGCUCGUCUCGUCAGAGCGGCACAAGCUUUGAUUAGUACAUGAACGGUUUGUCAGGGCAUUAAAUUGAUUAAUGUUACUGCUCAACAGUCUGACAAUCACAUUCCUUUGGCUCCUCAAAAAAGCAGGGAGCUUGACCAAAAUAUUUUAUAGAGUGAAUUAAUGUGACAUUUAUUUUUUUUUAAUACAGUGGUUUUAUUGUGCUGUAUGUUUUUUGGGUUUUUUUACAAUCUUGUGUCCUUUUUUUAUGUUUUUUUUUUUUUUGUUUUGUUUGUUUUUAAAGCUUGUCUUUUUCAAUUUUUAACCAGGCACUUGUUUGUGUAGCGCCAAGCCUAUGCAACACACACACAUCUGUACUUGUAUCUUAUUCUGUAUGUCGGUGUCAUGAACGUGGACGGAUGUUUGUAACGUUGUACCAUGGACUGACUCAACUGCAACAAUAAAUUCAUUGAGGUAUUCCA